This is a messenger RNA of Danio rerio (zebrafish), 3944 nucleotides long. The record is from RefSeq and is a predicted model, not a curated record. NCBI's taxonomy places the organism in Eukaryota, Metazoa, Chordata, Actinopteri, Cypriniformes, Danionidae.
CACCACUUUUAAGGUCGCUGCUUUUAUCUCCAUCAGGAAUGAGCUCUUAACCUCAUGGAGACUGUCCCUGAAACACUCUACACUGCUUUCGAUAAAAGCAUCUAUUAAAUCACUGUUUACUAACUGUGACUCUUUCUCUCUCUUUUUCUAGGUGUAAAGAGGGUUUCCAGGGCAUUCGCUGUGACCAGUUCCUGCCCAAGACUGACUCCAUCCUCUCAGACCCAAUGGAUCACUUGGGCAUUGAGUUCAUGGAGAGUAAGGAGGUGUACAAAAGACAAGUGAUGUCUAUCACAUGUAUUGCCAUGGGAAUCAGCUUUCUAGGCACCCUCUGCAUGGCUCUCUACUGCCGGAACAAGAGAAGGAGGGAAAAGCUCCAGGCACAUUUGAAGGAGAGUCGAAGCCUGAAAAACUACAACCUCAACUCUUCCAGCUUGGCCAGUAAACCCAAUCUUAGGCCUCAGCAUGUCCUGCAGCUCCAGAAAUUUUAUAAACCCACAAGGUCCACGCCACCACAUGGAGGUGCCAUUCGAGAGCUCAGUUUUGCUCCAAGUAAUGCUGACUCUACCAAUCCACAGGGCUCAAUGACAGGAAAACAGCUUAGGAGUAGCUCCCUCUCUCAUAGUCCUGAUCAGAGGUGUCGCUCUGCUCUUCGGCCUGCCUCACGCAGAACCCCGCCCAUAACCAGAGGAUGCCUGAAUGCCAUUGGUGGAUCUAGAGACUCUGGCCCCGCCUACCAACAUCUACAGGAAGUAGACAGUUCAGAGAGGGAGUCAGUGAGAAGGAACAUCUCUGGCCCAGGUAAUGACCUGCAUCAGGAUUCAUUUUAUAAUAUGCAAGCCACGCAAUCCUCAAAAUCUUGGAGCAGCCACUUAGACCACAGGUGUGCUAGGAGUCUCCGGUCAGGCGGUCCAAGCCAAAGUCCUCCUGCUCCAUACCGACCCUGCUCAAUCCCAAUCAUCCCCUCUGUCCACUCCUACCAGGAUGAGGUCUCAUGUAUGCAAACCGCCCCAACUGAUGGAAGCAGUCGCUCUAGUCCUCUUGAGGGAACAGCGAAUACUGCAGCUGUCCAUCAACAGUCCAUCCGAGCGGCUGGUAGACGGGAAGAAGUGGUUUCGCUACUGGACGAGGCUCAGGAGCAGCUUCGAGCGCUGGCACAUGCCCAGAGGAAACAGGAGGACCUUAGUAGCUCCGUCCCUCAGGGGGCCAAAGAGACUGUGUGCAUCCUUUUAGCAAAUGGGGGUGGACAAGGGGGAGUGGCCUCUUUUGGGCCAACGGAGACUCAGUUGGUGAGCCCAAGAGACACACACAAAGAUGCUACAAAGCCCGGCCAAUGAGAAGCGGCGGACAGGACUAACCACAAACGUCCCGUGUGUCUUAGGGCUUCACAAAGCUCUGCCAAAAUUGGGAUAUCACUGAAACCUACUGUACCAUCGAAUUUCUGAGGACCUGCUGUUGGUAGAAGUGUGGGGAGAGUUGACAGUCUGGAACAUGUGAAAAGAUAAUUUAUUUAUAUGCAUUUAUUUAAGGAGAACUUCUACUUAGAAAAAGAAACCAAAUAGUCUGUCAUCUCCAUGGUGUUUUUAACUGUAUAAAAUAUACAUAAAUAUAUAUAAAUGGAUAUAAAUAUAUGAAUUCAAACUGGUGACCAAGUACAAAAAAGGAAUAUGGGAAUGAGAAACUUUCUUUUGUAAUGUAUCAGCUCCACAUCCUUAAAGACUAAAUACUCAGUGGUUUAAAAAAAAAAAGAAUUAUAUAAAAAAGAGGAGUUUUUUCCACUCGUUUCACACAUUUCCAGCCAAGCUAAGCUUGUCCGACACACAAUCUUGUGUUUUGCACCUGCAGCAGCUGUGUUUACUAUCACCGUCCCAGUCACUGUCCUCUACCCUGCCAAGGAAUAUGGCUCCAUCUGCCUUUGAAAACCGUGGAACGUGGAUUACAAUUGGACUAAAUUUCUAAACGCUAAUCGUAUCCAGGCAUGAGGUAACUGAUAGUUAAGCACUGCCUCCAAGACAUCGAUUGGAAGAAUUUGGUGUGUCUGUCUGUUUGUGGAGCAAUCUGCGUUUUGUUUUCUGUGCCUCGGUACGUUCACUCAUUCAUUUUGGUUGGGACAAGCUGACGGAACAGAACACUUUGUACUGUACACCAUCUGAGAUGCACAAACAGAUAGUUGUCGCCUCUCUGGAUGGACCGAGGAGAUUCCUGCAUGGGAUAUUAGAGGGCAGGUUCGGCCAACACAAGGAGCUUCUGUUUUUUUGUUUUUCUUAUAGGAUUGUCUGCUGCUUUCUGGGAAAGUGGGUGGAAGCAGCAGUCACUGUCAGUCUGUAUGCUACCUUUGGAUUGGGACAUAAUAUGUCUGUGAAUUAACAACCAAAUGUGGAAAGAAAGAAAAAUUAACAAUGAAUCUUUUGUGAAACUGUUUCUUUGUUUACAAUGUUUUUUUUCUUUUCUUUUCUUUUCUGACCCCCGAUUCACACAUUUGUGCAUGUUGAUGGUAUUGUUUUGCAGAAUCAACCCAUGACAAAUAAUGAAACCUAGAACAUUUUAUAGAAAAGCCCCACUAAAAUGUAAUUGACAUGAAUCUGAUGAUUUCAAUUCAAAUACUGACCUAAAACAACUUGAGUGGUCUGAGUUUUAUAGAUCAUCUUUAUUGACCAUCUUAUGAGAAAUGCUCAAUGGCAGCCUUAUAUUAGAUUUACUUUUCUUACAGGCUGUUGUUCAUUCACGAGAAUUUAUUUAAGACCUGACCGCUGUAGUUUACUUUCAAAUCCCUCUUCGCAUUUAAUGUUGCAUUUGUCCACCAUCGCAGGUUGUGUCCACCAUGCCAGCCAUAACUCAAGGACAAAAUAAAAUAAAAUAUCUCCUGGUAAGAGAAAGCAAAGUUAAAGGUUAGCCUGAGGCAGAAAGUAGCUAUAAGGGCAGACAGAUAAGGCUCUCGCUUGAUCUUAUAACAUCUUCCUCUGGCUACAAGCACUGACCUCAUCAGCGAAGCACAGUGUGGUGGCAUGUCAAUCAAAUGCUAUAUGCCAAAACACCCGUACCAGUCUGUAAUCGUGGAUCAUAUUGACAAUAUUACUGGAUGGGAGAUUUCGAUUUUAAAUGCUGUUGUCAAAAAUGUUUUAAUGGAAAAUGAAGAAAUGGUAUUUUGGUAAGAAUGUUGCUGACUACUGAAUUUCAAAGUGUUUUGUUUCCUACGGUUGAGGUCAAUGUUUAUUCAGAAGAGAUCAGCGUUCAUGAGAAGAAAUAAACAGAAGAGUAAAUGAUGCCUCAGUUUUAAUUUUGAGUCAACAACCCCUUUAAAAGUAAGGGGUUAUUUUUUUAUUUUGUGACAUAGCAUGUUACAAUAUGUUUAUUCACUUUUUUAAGCUUUGUGUAUGCAUGUAGUUUUAUCCAUUUAUUUUUACAUGCAACAAAAGGGAUGCCAUAUUACUAGGUGAUCUAUAAAACUGCAGACUCAAUCACAUCCAGGCCAUAUCAACAGAUACAGAAAUUGUUCUUCACCUGUUAAUGUUCACUUUCAGUUGAAACGGUGUGGGAAAUGUUUCAUUUAAGCUGGACCAUAUUUUGUACACUAGUGCUUAAGUAUAUUAAAUUAUGUUUUUGCACAGUAAUUGCAAUGUAUGGUACUUUAUGCUGUCAUUAUUUCACAAUGUGACUUGACGAAUUUAUUACUGAAGAGAGAAAUAUAUUGCAAGAUAUGUUCGGACAGAAUGCGGAACUACAUGUGCAAGAGGGUUGAACACGAGCACAACUGAAAUUUCUUGGUUCUGUUUGACAGCCCCCUUGACGUACUUUAAUGUGCAAUUUCAAAAAUGAAAAAUGACAAUUUUGUUCAUCCUUGUAUGUGAGAAACUGCAUUAUUGCCCUCCCUAUUGAAAUAGUUUUCUUUUAAUUUAGUUCAUUUUUUUAUUUUUUCAAUAAAGAUGAAUCUUCAGUGUUGAAUCAUA